UUGCAUGGCUACGAAAACUUUGGAGCUUAUUUCAAACCAUAGUCAAGUUUCUAAACAAUUUGUGCACUUUUCCAUCUAUUUAAUGAUUUAUCAAAGGAUAUGUCGUGCUAUAUAGGAAAAAUAAGAGACGUUAGGCUAUUUCUACUAUGGAUGAUAAUAACGUUUAUGUGGGGUGCAGGAAUUUUUCUAACUGGCUUCUUUCCAAUAAACAACUAUUCAAUGGAGACUGUUGAUGGUGUAAGGAGACCACAUAAACUGGACAAUGUGAGCUUAAAGCCGUCUACUCAACUUUAUGAACAGACUAUUCUCAUGGUUGUGGAUGCGCUUCGAGUUGAUUUUCCUACCCAAAAUCGAAUGCCAUUUUCUUACAACAACUCAUGCAGCCGUCUCGAGUUGCGGGUUAACAUUCCUACGGUGACAAUGCCACGUCUUAAGAGUUUAACAACUGGUACCAUUUCCAAUUUUAUUGAUAUUGUUCUGAACAUUGGUCAUGUAGAACAAUUAUCAGACUCAUUAUUGCAUCGCUUGCAUAGACGUAAUGAAAAUAUGGUUUUUGCUGGUGAUCGCACAUGGAUCAGCCUUUUUCCAAAACAGUUCAAACGUUUUACUGCCAAUACAGAUUCGUUUUUCGUUAAUGACUUUUACGAGGGCGAUAAGAACGUAACUGCAGUGCUAAAUAAAGAGCUGUGGAACGACGAUUGGAUGUUGCUGGUGCUCCAUUACCUAGGGUUAGAUCACAUUGGACAUGUUGAAGGGAGUGAAAGUUCAAAAAUUCCUUUGAAGUUGAAAGAAAUGGAUGAAGUAGUGCAAAAAGCAUACCAAAAACAGCUCUUGCACAAGCAACUACUGCUUUUAACCGGUGAUCAUGGCAUGAAAGACGGUGGUGGUCAUGGUGGAAGCACUACUGGUGAAAUGUAUGUGCCAUUAUUUGUUUUAAAGCAAAACUGCAGUCGAAAAAGUUUUGAUAAAUCUAAUGAGUAUAAUCAAAUUGAUUUGGCACCUACAUUGGCUAUUUUGUGGGCCAUGGAAAUACCACCAAUGUCAAUAGGCUGUUUAAUACCACAGCUAUUAGAUGAAUUUUCCUUGGAGGACCAACUUUAUGCUUAUUACUAUAAUGCUUUACAUUUACUGCAAAAAGCGUAUAAGAAUUUCGGUGAAGAAUAUGUUGAAGCUAGUGCAUUUAAUGAUUGGUUUACAACAGCCAAGUCGGCGCAUAAACAAUUUCUUUCAACAAAGCGUAAUGAUGAUUUUGACAACAAUUUUAUUUUUGAAGAUGCCAAAGUACAUUAUUUACUCAUGUCUCGCGAAAUUUCGCAGCAACUAUCUGCAUCAUUGGUGCAAUUCGAUUAUGGGCUAAUCACACUGGGACUGCUGCUUACCACACUGGUAAUGUCAAAUACGUUGCUAGUGUUUUGCUUAUCAACCGAAUGCGUUUUUAUGCAAGGAACCGGCACAUACUUAUCGUUACUUGCAUUUGCGGCUUGUAUAAAUAAAUGGUGCCACUACCAGCAUUAUUUUGUUACCACCGGUUUCACAGCGACCUUAGCACUUGUGCUCGCUUUAAUGGCAAGCAUUUAUUUGUUAAUAAACAUAAUUGUCAUAUUUUUGUGGCGCCUACAAAGCUGCCAAGGCCUUAAAAUAGCGCUGCCCAAUCAAAUUUGCUUCCUCUUAGGCUGCCUCUUAUUUCACACGUUAUCGCUGGCCUCCUCGUCCUUUAUUGAAAAUGAAAAUAAAACUUGGCAUUAUUUGGGCGCCAGCGCUUUGUUUCUACUUUGUGUAAAAAGUUUUUUUACAGACUUAAGAUCUUAUAAACUGGACACGUGGGUGAAUAAUAUAAAUUUCUAUAAAGUUGCUUUGUUCAAACUUUUAAAAAUCCACACAUCGUGGAUUGUUAUUGGUUGCUUGGGGUUUCUAGUGCGGUUAGAUGAAGCUGCGUUCUACAUCAAUCAGCAGAAAUGCAAAAUAUGGUUAAGUUGUAUGUUCACUGCAGCGUUGCUGUUGUAUGUGCUGUGUUUAUUUCAACAUAAACUUGUGCAAACACGCAAGGAGCUACUGCUUUAUGCUUUAGCCGCAUUGCUAAUUUAUGGUUAUCGUGGGGCUAAGGGCACCGUUUACUCUGUGUUGGACACAAAAAGCUGUAAUAAUAUUUUAAAUAUUUUUUGGCUGGUUGUGACAACUGCCGCUUGCCUAUCGGCUGUGAUUUUAAAUUCCAAACGUCGUAAUUACCAAUUAUAUACAAUCUUAGCAAGCUGCUUUAGAAUUCUACUAACCUUAUUACUUACAAUUUCUAUGUUGCUACACAAGCCACAUAAUGCUUUGCUAGUCGCUACCUUAAUCUACACGCUCUCUUUGUCUUAUACAUUUUGCGACAAAUUGGAGUGGAAUAAGUCACUUUACUCUUACAAAUACUUAUCGAAGCUGCUCUGUACAAUACUCAUAGCAAAUAUGUUUUACUUUUAUCAGGGCAACUCGAAUAGUUUUGCCACAAUCGAUUUGAAUCCUGGCUACGUCGGUCAAACCACAUAUAAUCCAGUUUUAGUUGGGGUUCUUGUCACACUGAACAUGUAUUCUGCACAAUUUAUAUCAAUCUUAUAUUUAAUUAAGCACAUUUUGCAAGAGAAUGAUAACACCAAAACGAAUGAAUUAACUGCUAGUGAGCAUAUAAAUUUCAUACUUUAUUUCUAUACAUUAAGCAUAUUUGUACCAGUUUUAAUUUAUUUGUGGCUCUUGCUAUUCUUUCGCUACCAUCUUUUUAUCUAUUCAGUAUUCGCUCCGAAAGCGCUCUACGAAUAUUACAAAGUAUUUGUACUUUUCUUAACAUAUUUAAUGACAACAAUUAGCUUGUACAUAUUCGGUGUAUAAGUUUAGUGUGUGUGUGUGUGUGUAUAUAAUUUAUAAUUACUAUUGUUAAUCAAUGUAUUUAGAAUAAAAUGAUAAAUUAAAAUAUGAUGAUGAUA
This is a messenger RNA of Ceratitis capitata (Mediterranean fruit fly), 2957 nucleotides long. It is a transcript of the gene PIG-G, whose product is annotated as GPI ethanolamine phosphate transferase 2. The transcript is spliced from 10 exons. Gene Ontology annotation, biological process: GPI anchor biosynthetic process. Bases 100 to 2862 code for a protein of 920 amino acids. The record is from RefSeq and is a predicted model, not a curated record. Gene Ontology annotation, cellular component: endoplasmic reticulum membrane. NCBI's taxonomy places the organism in Eukaryota, Metazoa, Arthropoda, Insecta, Diptera, Tephritidae.